Ixodes scapularis (black-legged tick) is the source of this 2089-nucleotide messenger RNA. RefSeq names its product RNA-binding protein cabeza. Gene Ontology annotation, cellular component: nucleus. NCBI's taxonomy places the organism in Eukaryota, Metazoa, Arthropoda, Arachnida, Ixodida, Ixodidae. Bases 134 to 1831 code for a protein of 565 amino acids. Gene Ontology annotation, molecular function: RNA binding; transcription coregulator activity. The record is from RefSeq and is a predicted model, not a curated record. Gene Ontology annotation, biological process: regulation of DNA-templated transcription. The transcript is spliced from 13 exons.
UUGGCACGUCGAAGAUAGAGGCGACGAUUUCGGGUCGCCAUCUUCGCGUUUGCGUCUUGUGUUCUUGUAGUCGGCGGAGUUCGUGCCCGUAUUUAGGGAUUGACAUCGUCUGUACGCAGAAUAUUCGCACAAAAUGACGGACACAACGCAAUACGGGAGCUACGGGAGCUCCCAACCUGCGUCAACUGGGUAUGGCAGCUAUGGCAACUACGGAAGCGUGGACCAGAGCUACUCGCAGACGAGCUACACCCAGUCCACGACAGGGUACCCGCAGCAGCAGCCGCAGCAGCAGUCCCAACAGCCCAGCUGGGGUGGCAGCAACAAUGCGACGACUACGCCCGCCGCCACCGGCUACGGUCAGGACCAGUACGGCCAGCAGAGCCAGUCCUACUCGAGCUACCAGCAGCCAAACUCCUACUCCCAGGGGCAGGGUGGCUCGUACGGGGCGUACGGGGCCCCCCCCGCGCAGCAGGCGGCGCCCCCAGCGGCGGGCAACGCGGCGGCGGCCUACCCGCCGGGCGCCUACGGGGCGGCGGCCCAGCCGGCCGUGGGGGCGUACGGGGCCCAGCCCCAGCAGGCCCCCCCCGCAGGGGCCCAGGGGGCCUACGGGGCGGCCCCCCUGCCCCAGCAGCAGGCGGCGCCCCACCAGUAUGCGGGGGCCACGGCCGCGGCUCCCUACGGGGGCUACGGCGCAGCACCCUACGGGCAGGCACAGGCCCCGGCCCCCGUGGCCCCGCCCCCUCAGCAGCAGGGCGGCUACGGCCAGGGGGCUCCGCCCCCUCAGCAGCAGCCGGGCGCCCAGCCCUACGGGGCUGGGGACUACUCUAGGGGGGGAGGGGGCCCCCCGGGGGGAGUGGGGACCCUGCCCACCCCGCACCAGGGACCCCCUGUCGGGGGAGGAGGAGGCGGCUACGGGGCUCCCCCAUCUGGGGGCUACGGGGGACCCGGAGGAGGUGGAGGAGGAUACGGAGGUGGUGGCGGCCAAGGAGGCCCUGGCAUGUAUGGUGGUGACCGCAUGAGCGGCGGAAGGGGCGGCGGAUUCGGUAAUCAAGGUGGUCCCGGUGGAAGGGGAAGUUACAACAAAGGGCCCUCGGAGGAGAUGGCAGACACCAUCUUUGUGUCCAACUUGCCGGAGGAUGUCAGCGAGAACCACCUGGCUGAACACUUUGGAGCCAUUGGCCUGAUCAAGAUUGACAAAAAGACUGGCAAGAGCAAGAUCUGGAUCUACAAGGACAAGAUAACCGGGAAGGGCAAGGGCGAGGCGACCGUGACGUACGACGACCCGCCCACGGCCAGCUCGGCCAUCACCUGGUUCCACGGCAAGGAGUUCAUGGGUAGCAAGAUCAGCGUGGAGCUGGCUCAGCGCAAGGCCCCCUUCGGAGGUGCCGGUGGCUUUGGAGGGGGCAUGGGCAGGGGAGCCCCCCGGGGAGGAGGCCGGGGUGCACCCAGGGGAGGAGGAGGAGGAGGACGCGGGGGAGGACCCGACGGAGGCAUGGGCGGACGGGACGGCGACUGGAAGUGCCCCAACCCGUCGUGCGGCAACAACAACUUCUCGUGGCGAGUGCAGUGCAACCGGUGCUCGGCGCCCCGCGAAGGCGGCCCCGGUGGACCGGACGGCGGGCCGCCCGGCGGCCCGAGGGGCGGCCCCAGGGGGGGCAGGGGAGGUGACCGUGGGGGCAGGGGGGGAGGCCCCAUGGGCAGGGGAGGCAUGGGCCCCAUGGGGGGACGAGGGGGCGGCUUUGGAGGGGGCCGGGGAGGGCCCGGACGUGGAGGACCCAUGCGGGGCGGACCCGGGGGCGACAGAGGAGACCGAAGAGCUCGACCCUACUAGAUAUUGCUGGAGCUGUGCGACCUCACUCUGCUUCAUUGUCUACUAUCUCGAUUUUCAUGCAAUGUCUCCCAUUUUGUCCAUCACCAUACGUGAAGAAAAUCCAUGUUUUAAACGCAUCCAAACGAAUGUAGUGGCGUUUCCCACGUGCAUACCUGUCGCUUCGACCAACCCAACGUAUCGUCCCACACAGUCGUGUGCUACUGGGGAAGGAACGGAAUCGAGCCGUGCGUUGUUCCAAUAAAGGCUUCUGUUCCUGGA